This is a messenger RNA of Lathyrus sativus (Indian pea), 192 nucleotides long. The record is from the annotation of a GenBank genome assembly. NCBI's taxonomy places the organism in Eukaryota, Viridiplantae, Streptophyta, Magnoliopsida, Fabales, Fabaceae.
AUGGCGUUGCAUUGGUUGGAAGCUGUACUUCCUCUCGGAAUCAUUGCCGGAAUGCUCUGUGUUGCCGGAAAUGCUCAAUAUUACAUCCACAGAGCUGCUCACGGCCGACCUAAACACAUCGGUAACGACUUGUGGGAUGUCGCCAUGGAACGAAGGGACAAGAAGCUCGUUGAUCAAGCUUCUUCUAAUUAA